UAGCGGGGCCAGCGGCUAUGAAGGUCUGGAGCUCCGAGCACGUGUUCGGCCACCCGUGGGACACGGUGAUCAAGGCAGCCAUGCGGAAGUACCCGAACCCGAUGAACCCGUGCGUGGUGGGCGUGGACGUGCUGGAGCGCCGCGUGGAUGGCCGUGGGCGGCUGCACAGCCUGCGCCUGCUCAGCACCGAGUGGGGGCUGCCUGGCCUCGUCCGCGCGAUUUUGGGGACCAGUAGGACUUUGACAUACAUCAAAGAGCAUUCUGUUGUGGAUCCAGUGGAAAAGAAAAUGGAACUUUGUUCCAGCAAUAUCACACUCACAAAUUUGGUGUCAGUGAAUGAGAGGUUGGUGUACACACCUCACCCGGAGAACCCUGGAAAGACUGUGCUCAUACAGGAAGCCAUCAUCACCGUGAAGGGGAUUAACCUUGGCAGCUAUCUGGAAAGUCUCAUGGCAAACACGAUAUCAUCCAAUGCCAAGAAGGGGUGGGCUGCUAUUGAGUGGAUAAUCGAACAUUCUGAAAGUGCUGUGAGCUAACAGGCGUGGACCUGCACCUCGGGAUACACGGUGGUCACUGCAGUGCUCGUGAUCCUGAUUCCUGACCCAAAAACUCCAAGAAGACAGGAAGGAAGAGAAAGAAGAUGGAGAAAGGCGAGCUAGACGUGGCUCCGGCCUGUCUGGAGGGGAACCUGCUGGCACGGAAGCCCUGGUGACCUUGGAGCAGCCCUCAGCGUGCAGGCUGCAGUCAUGGGCAUGCGGAGGCUGCAGGAGUGCUAGAACCCCAGCGCCAGUCCACACCAUGUUGCCACUGUGCCCUGGGCCUGUUCUGGGCCUUUGCUGCCUUUCCCUGGCACGGCCCCCAGCGCUUUUCUGCCAGUACUGGGACCUUGCUGCGAGAGCUCCUUCUUAUGUCCCCAUUGAGCCCUGUCCCUCUGCAGAGCUGACACUGUCCCUGCCCUCCACCUGCAUGUGCCCUCCAUGCUUCACAGAAACAGUCUCUGAUCCGGAAGCUUCCUUCUGCCCCAGGUCCCCUCUGCACCCCUUGGCAGGGAGCUCUGCUCAGAUGUCACUUCACACUGAUGGGAGCUGAGCCCUGGGAGCCACUGGACUUGCUGUGGGGUCCUGUGGUCUGGUGGGUUUGUGGUCAAUUACCAAAUGUCUUUUCUCUGGAGUGGUCUGACUUCUGACGAGACUCCCCAGCUCCUGGGGAGGGGAGGAACACAGUGGCCUCCCACUUCCUAUAGGCUGGGCAGCAAUUCCUCGAUCCUGGCACUGCCCUCUUGGGACACCUGGGGUGUGGGACCUGCUGGGCUCUCACUGGUGGCUUUGGGCCCUGCCUGGGCUGGACUGUCCCUGUCUACGUCACCAGCCCCAGCUCUGCUCUCCCGCUAUAACUGAUGGCCUCAGGGUGCCAACACCUCCAAGUUUUUGAAGUUUGUUUUCCUGGUUUUCUCCUCAUAGUUUCAUGGACAUUUCAGGGAUCAGGGCAAAAGGCUUUUUCUCAAUGUUUUGAAAUCAAAGUUUAGAACAAUACUAGUUAAAAAAAAAGUCAAAGCAGCCCAUAUUUAAUUGGUUAGAAGAAAAGCACAGGACUGUGUUGAACAGAGUCCUCAGCUCUCCCUCUGCAGGUGAACUCCCCCACCCUGUUCUCACAGACCCUUCCAGAAAUUCUCCGUGCCUGUGAAAGUUCACAUGUGGGGUUUGAUCUUUCCCUUCUUUCAUUAAACUUAGAUAGGAUCGUGCUGUGUG
Molecule: messenger RNA, 1748 nt
Organism: Marmota flaviventris (yellow-bellied marmot)
Lineage: Eukaryota; Metazoa; Chordata; Mammalia; Rodentia; Sciuridae
Gene: Prelid3a
Product: PRELI domain containing 3A
Cellular component (GO): mitochondrial intermembrane space
Source: RefSeq, a predicted model, not a curated record